AUGAUCAACUUGGACAAAAAAUCUGGAUUAGGUAAGGAAUCGCUUAUAAAAAUGGAACAAAUAGAUUCUAAACAUGCUCAGGAACAAGGAGAGAAAAAACAAGAAGCAAAUGAAAACAUUUCCUUAGGAAAAGCUUCUAGAUUGAACAAUCAGUUUUCAACGUCAAUUGAACACUAUACGAAAGCUUUGGAAAUUGCAACGGAGCAUGAAUAUAAACAACAGGAAACAGAGGCUUUAGUUGGGUUAGGACAUGCGCACAGAGGGAACAAUCAGUUUCAAACUGGAAUUGAACACUAUGAGAAAGCUUUGGAAAUUGCAAAAGAGCAUGAAUAUAGAGAACAGGAAACAGAGGCAUUAGUUGGGUUAGGAGAUGCGUAUAGAGAAAGCAAUCAGUUUCAAAAGGCAAUUGAACAAUAUGAGAAAGCUUUGAAAAUUGGAAAAAAGCGUGAAUUUGAGGAUCAAUACAAAGAAACACAGGUAUUGCUUGGGUUGGGAGAUGCAUAUAGCGGGAACGAUCAGUUUCGAACGGCAACUGAACAGUAUGAGAAAGCGUUGGGAAUUACAAAGGAGUAUGGAUAUAAGCAAGUGGAAACAGUGGCAUUAAUUAGGUUAGGAGGCGUGUGCAGAGGGAACAAUCAGUUUGAAACAGCAAUUAAAUACUAUGACAAAGCUUUGGAAUUUACAAAGGAGUAUGAAUAUAAACAUCUGGAAACACUGGCAUUAGUUGGGCUAGGAUGUGCGUAUAGAAGGAACAAUCAGUUUGAAACAGCGAUUGAACACUAUACGAAUGCUGUGGAAAUUGCAAGGCUACAUGAAUAUAAACAACAGGAAACAGAGGCAUUAGUUGAAUUAGGAGAUACGUAUAGAGUUCAGAAUUUGUUUCAAGAGGCUAUUGAACACUAUAAGAAAGCAUUAGAAAUUGCAAAGGAGCAUGAGUAUAAACAACAGGAAACGGAGGCAUUUGUUGGUUUAGGAGAUGCGUAUAGAAUGAGCUAUCAGUUUCAAAUGGCAAUUGAACACUAUGAGAAGGCUUUGCAAAUUGCAAGGCCACAUGAAUAUAAACAACGGGAAACAGAGGCAUUAGUUGGAUUAGGAGAUACGUAUAGAGUUAAGAAUCAGUUUCAAACGGCGAUUGAACAUUAUAAGAAAGCUUUGAAAAUUGCAAAGGAGCAUGGGUAUAAUCAACAGGAAAGGCAGGCAUUAGUUUGGUUAGGACAUGCUUAUAGAGAAAACAAUCAGUUUCAAAUGGCAAUUAAACACUAUGAGAAAGCUUUGGAAAUUGCUAAGAAGCAUGAACCGCAAGAUAAAUACCAAGAAACACAGGUAUUACUUGGGUUAGGAGAUGCGUAUGAUGGGAACAAUCAGCUUCACAAGGCUAUUGAACACUAUGAGAAUGCUUUGGGAAUUGCAAAGGAGCAUGAAUAUAAACAACUGGAAGCAGAGGCAUUUGUUCAGUUAGGAGAUGCCUAUAGAGAGAACGAUCAGUUUCAAAUGGCAAUUGAACACUAUGAAAAAGCUUUGGAAAUUGCAAUGCGGCAUGAAUAUAGACAACAGGAAGCAGAGGGAUUAAUUGGGUUAGGAGAUGCAUAUAUAGUGAACAAUCAGUUUGAAACGGCUGUUGAAUACUAUGAGAAAGGUUUGAGAAUCGUAAAGAAGCAUGAAGACAAACAACAGGAAGCAGACGUAUUAGUUCAGUUAGGGGAUGCUUAUCGAGCGAAUAAUAAAUUUCAAGCAGCAGUUGAACACUAUAAUAAAGCUUUGCAAAUUGGAAAGGAGCAUGGAUAUAAGCGACAGGAGAGACGGGCAUUAUCUGGGUUAGGGGAGGCUUUUAGAGAGAACAAUCAGUUUCAAACGGUAACUGAACGCUUUAAAGAAGGCUUAGACGGUGCAAAAUAUACACAAACUGAAAAACAAGCGUCCGAAAUUGCAGAGGGAGCAGGAGAUAGAAAUGAUGAAACGACGGCAGAAAAUACGAUGAAAGAAAUGUCAAAGAUUAUCGGUAAGGUAUAGCAUCCUUGUCCGUUGCUUUCUUCAGGGACGUGCUGGCUAGGGACGAGACGAAGAGUACUCGUUGUGGCCACUACCAUAAUGGACCACUAAAAUGAAAACAUUGGGUAAGAUAAAAAAUAUAGAUUUUAAAGUUCAAAAUCAAGAUUAAGAUAUUACAAUUUACAUUGUAAAAAUAAAAAUUUACGAAAAGAUUACUGAAAAAUUUUUGUAUGUGGGAGGAAAAAAAUACGAUAUGUCCGAAAAACAUUUUUUGGAUUUCAGAAAAAAUUGCGAUAUGUCAGGAAUUUUUUUUUUGUAUUGUAUGAAAAAUUAACAUAUGUCCGGAAAAAUUUUUGAAUGUCCGAAAAAAAUUGGCGACCUCGACCCCACACCCCCACCCCCACAUCACUCGCCAAGAAUGUUUGGAAAAAGUAUUAAUAUUGUGCCAUCGCCUGUGUCCCUUCACACGUUGCUCAUUCGUUCUCCUUUUUAAUUAAGAAGCCAGCACAGCACGUCCCUGGCUUUCUCAGAGUCUCUCGGGUUAUAUUUUGUUGUGAUAUAUCUGUUUUGUUGUGAUAUAUCUAUUUUGUUGUGAUAUAUCUAUUUUGUUGUGAUAUAUCUAUUUUGUUGUGAUUUAUUUGGGUGUUCUUUCUGAUAAAAUACUCUCACCACGCGCAGGCGUUGUUUAUAAAUCUGGAUAAUUUCCGUAAUGUAAGCAACCUUAUCUUCAGCUUUCCAUCGCCAGUUUAGAUAAAGAUAUUUAAAGUGUGAUAAUCAAGUAUUUAAAGUUCAUCAGGAACAUUGCAUUGGCUUUAAUUUAUUCAGAAAAUUAUAGUCAGUGAAUUUCAUAAUCUGGUUGCCUUAGCCAUAAUACUGUAUAUCAAAAAAGUAAUUCUGAGCAUUAUGUUAUGUUUUCGUCUGAGUUUAUGCUAAUUUGUGCACGGUCACGGUGAUUAAACUCAUUUUUUGUAGUUGUCCAACAUGGUGAAACAUGCUACUAUGAUGAAUAAUAUUUAAUGAUGCAUAAUAUUUAAUUUAAUGAAGUAGAGACAAAGGAUUUGUACACGAUGAGAUACAUUUCAACAUCAAACAAAGACUUUCUUUAUAAGUAGCAGUUGUAUUCCGCGUACUAUGGAUAAUUGUAUUUUUAACCUUUACAUGUAGAUACACAUAAUGAAAGCAAUCAAAAUCUUCAAACAUCUAAUACGUCAGAUGUUCCUCAAGUGCUGAACAUUCAUUGUGAGAAUGGUAAUAAUAGUGACCACAAACACAUCGUAAACGAAAUUGUGAGUGACGAAACAGGAAAUUCGGCCGACCAAUUGUCGGUCAUGGGAUGUUCUUACGAAAAUGAAGGUAAAAAAGACCAGCUGAGAAGAGAUUUUAAUAUACCGAAUCUGAAGUUGUAAAAUCAGUACUUAGGUUUAGCCUUUUAGUUAAUUGUCUGUGAAUGCAUGAAUGAGCUGUCAAAGUAGUUUAUCAAAUCAACUUAGAAAUUGUUGGAAAAAACGAGCUGGAUUUUUUAAGGUAUUGGUCUCUUUUUCUAUUAUUUAGAAAGCCCAGAAGGAUGGAAAUGGGAAGAGAAUUCGGUAGUUCAUCGCGAAAAAUUGAUUAGGUUGCAAGAAUAUGGAAAAAGUCAUCCAGAGGAAAUCAAGGAGGUAAACGGUGUCCGCUUUUGUUGUUCGCAGGUGUUUUUCAUUGGCAAGGGAAGUGAUGGCACUCGAGUCUAUGUAGGAUUGGGGAAAGAUGGAUACGAGAGGGCUGUAAAACGUUUGCCUAGAGAUUUCUGUGUUUGCUUUGCUGAACAGGAAAAGAAAGUUUUGAAUGAAACUAACACAACCCAGUCAAACAAUGUGGUACGUUAUUGGUUUUUAGACGACGAGAGCGAUAAGGACUGGUUAUUUUUAAUUCUGGAUUUAUGCGAGGAAACUUUGAAACAAUUUGUUGAUCGUAGCAGUUUGGACGAUCUUUCGACCAACGCACCAGAUAUAAUUCAGCAAGUUUUGAAAGGAUUGGCUGAUCUCCACCGAGAACCAAACCCCAUCUUACAUCGUGAUUUGAAACCAUCUAACAUCUUGCGAGACGUCCAUGGUAACUGGUUGCUGGCAGACUUUGGAAUCAGCCGAAUUUUGACGGCAGGCUCCAGUACCCAUCAAAGUGAGCAGAGGGGAACGGAUUAUUGGAGAGCCGUUGAAUCAUCACAUCCUUCGAAUGACACGACAGAUGGUGGUAAA
Messenger RNA from Paramuricea clavata, 4220 nucleotides. The record is from the annotation of a GenBank genome assembly. Lineage: Eukaryota; Metazoa; Cnidaria; Anthozoa; Malacalcyonacea; Plexauridae.